ACUUUUCUAUUAAAUUGUUAACGAAUACAUAAAAGUUGUUGUCGGACAGAAUAGUAUGAAAGCAAUGUCUCAUCAUUAUGUUGUGACGGCACAUAAGCCAACGGCUGUCACCGCGUGUGUCACCGGUAAUUUCACUUCGCCAACGGAUUUGAAUUUAAUCCUGGCGAAGAAUGUUCGACUAGAAAUUUAUCUGGUCACUCCGGAAGGUUUGAGGCCACUGAAAGAUGUUGGAAUUUAUGGGAAAAUCGCAGUCGUUAAGUUUUUCAGACCACCGAAUGAGAAGAAAGAUCUGUUGUUCCUAUUAACCACACGCUAUAAUGCUAUGAUUCUGGAAUGUAUUGGAGAAGGAGAAGAUAUAGAGAUUAUAACAAAGGCUCAUGGAAAUGUGGCAGACCGUAUUGGCAAAGCUUCUGAAACAGGAAUUAAAGCUGUAAUUGAUCCUAAAGCACGUGUAAUCGGACUUCGAUUGUACGAUGGCCUUUUCAAAAUUAUACCACUUGACAAGGAUAAUCCAGAAUUGAAAGCAUCAUCCAUACGUAUGGAUGAACAGCAAGUGCAAGAUGUAAAUUUUCUUCAUGGAUGUGUUAAUCCUACUUUAAUUCUAAUCCAUCAAGAUAUUAAUGGCAGACAUGUUAAGACACAUGAAAUUUCAUUGAGAGAUAAGGAAUUCGUUAAAAUGCCAUGGCGACAGGACAAUGUAGAACGCGAGGCUAUGAUAGUCAUUCCUAUUCCUUCUCCUAUCUGUGGUGCUAUAAUCAUAGGCCAAGAGAGUAUACUGUACCACAAUGGGACCACAUAUGUUGCUGUUGUGCCUCCAAUCAUUAAACAGAGUACAAUCACAUGCUAUGCUAAGGUUGAUAACCAAGGACUUAGAUAUUUAUUAGGAGAUAUGGCUGGACAUUUAUUCAUGUUGUUCUUAGAACAAGAAAAGAAAACGGACGGUACAGUAGUAGUGAAAGAUUUGAAGGUUGAACUUUUAGGAGAAAUCAGUAUACCGGAAUGUAUUACUUACUUGGACAAUGGUGUAAUAUUUGUUGGCAGCCGUCUUGGCGAUUCGCAAUUAAUCAAAUUAAUCACAAAAGCGGACGAGAACGGUUCGUAUUGUGUACCAAUGGAAACUUUUAUUAACUUGGCACCGAUCGUUGACAUGGCUGUGGUCGAUCUCGAAAGACAAGGUCAAGGACAGAUGGUUACAUGCUCUGGAGCUUUUAAAGAGGGUUCACUUAGGAUCAUCAGAAAUGGGAUUGGUAUCGAAGAACAUGCAAGCAUAGAUUUACCAGGUAUCAAAGGUAUGUGGGCGUUAAAAGUUGGUGGCGGUAAUUUCGACAAUACCUUAGUCCUGUCUUUUGUCGGACAAACUAGAAUCUUAACGUUAAACGGAGAGGAAGUCGAGGAAACAGAUAUCCCAGGCUUUGUUGCCGACGAACAGACUUUCCAUACCGGAAAUGUUACGAAUGAUUUAUUUGUCCAGAUAACACCGAUAUCCGCCAGAUUGAUUUCACACGAAACGAAAACCGUUGUUUCGGAAUGGGAACCGGAUAACAAAAGAACAAUCAGUGUUGUUGCUUGCAAUGGAACACAAGUACUUUGCGCUACUGGUAACGAUUUGUUUUACAUGGAAAUUAUAGACGGACAGAUUGUACCAAAAGGUUUUGCCAGUUUGCAGUACGAGGUAGCUUGUCUAGAUAUCUCUCCAUUGGAUGGUCAUACCGACGCAAAGAUAGCCGCAGUAGGAUUGUGGACAGACAUUUCUGUUCGCAUAUUAACGUUGCCUGCUUUAGAAGAAAUCAAUAAAGAAUUGCUCGGAGGUGAAAUCAUACCCAGAUCUAUUUUAAUGACGUGUUUCGAGGGUAACACGUAUCUUCUCUGUGCCCUUGGUGACGGUAGCAUGUAUUACUUCACCUUACACAAACAGAGUGGUAUACUUUCGGAUAAAAAGAAAGUUACGUUAGGCACACAACCAACGGUUCUAAGGACUUUUAGAUCACUAUCCACCACAAAUGUCUUUGCAUGCUCUGACAGACCGACCGUAAUUUAUUCGUCGAAUCAUAAACUUGUAUUCAGCAAUGUUAACUUAAAGGAAGUAAAUCAUAUGUGCUCAUUAAACGCAGAGUCGUAUCCCGACAGUUUAGCGUUAGCGACCGACAGUACCGUGACAAUAGGAACAAUCGACGAAAUACAAAAGUUGCAUAUUCGAACCGUACCUCUCGGUGAAUCGCCCAGACGAAUUGCUUAUCAAGAAAGCUCCCAAACGUUCGGAGUAAUAACAAUGCGGGUCGAUAUCCAAGAUAGCAGCGGUGUCGGUAUUGUAAGACCUUCUGCGUCUACUCAGGCAGCUUCUACGUCUACACAAGCAACUUCCACAUCUAGCACUAGUCUGAUCGCGUCUCAUAAUAAGCCUACAGGGCAUACAGCUAGUGAAAUCGGCCAAGAAAUUGAGGUACAUAAUUUACUCAUCAUAGACCAGCAUACUUUUGAAGUUUUACAUGCACAUAUGUUAAUGCCCGCCGAGUACGCGUUAUCGUUGAUAUCUACCAAAUUGGGCGAGGAUCCCACAUCCUAUUAUGUGGUUGGGACUGCGCUCAUUAAUCCGGAUGAGACAGAGCCAAAAAUGGGCAGAAUACUUUUGUAUCAUUGGAACGAUGGAAAGCUCAUACAAGUAGCUGAAAAGGAGAUCAAAGGUUCAUGUUAUUCUUUGGUUGAAUUCAAUGGAAAACUUCUUGCCAGUAUUAACAGCACUGUUCGUUUAUUCGAGUGGACCGCGGAAAAAGAGCUUAGGUUGGAGUGCAGCCAUUUCAACAAUAUCAUUGCACUCUACUUGAAAACGAAAGGUGACUUCGUUCUCGUUGGAGAUCUCAUGAGAUCUCUUACGUUACUACAAUAUAAAACGAUGGAAGGUAGCUUUGAAGAAAUAGCAAGGGAUUACAAUCCGAACUGGAUGACUGCUAUUGAAAUUUUAGACGAUGACACUUUCUUGGGUGCUGAAAAUUGCUUUAAUCUGUUUGUCUGUCAGAAGGAUAGUGCCGCGACUUCGGAAGAUGAGAGACAACAAAUGCAGGAGGUUGGACAAUUUCAUUUAGGUGAUAUGGUUAAUGUGUUCCGACAUGGGUCGUUAGUGAUGCAGAACUUGGGUGAAUCAAGUACACCCACACAGGGCUGUGUGUUAUUUGGAACUGUUAGCGGGGCAAUCGGUUUAGUUACACAAAUUCCAUUCACAUUUUAUGAAUUCUUACGAAGCCUCGAGGACAGAUUAACCAGCGCCAUAAAGAGCGUUGGUAAAAUAGAACACAACUUUUGGAGAAGUUUUAAUACCGAAUUGAAAAUAGAACAGUGCGAAGGUUUUAUCGAUGGAGAUUUAAUUGAAAGUUUUCUUGACUUGAGCCCUGAUAAAAUGGCAGAAGUUGCGAUGGGUCUUAUGAUCGACGAUGGUAACGGUAUGAAGAAAGAAGCAACGGUAGAUGAUCUUGUAAAAAUAGUAGAAGACCUUACAAGAAUACAUUAA
Messenger RNA from Dufourea novaeangliae, 3502 nucleotides. It is a transcript of the gene pic, whose product is annotated as DNA damage-binding protein 1. Gene Ontology annotation, molecular function: protein binding; nucleic acid binding. Gene Ontology annotation, cellular component: nucleus; site of double-strand break. Lineage: Eukaryota; Metazoa; Arthropoda; Insecta; Hymenoptera; Halictidae. Bases 56 to 3502 code for a protein of 1148 amino acids. The transcript is spliced from 5 exons. Gene Ontology annotation, biological process: proteasome-mediated ubiquitin-dependent protein catabolic process; DNA repair. The record is from RefSeq and is a predicted model, not a curated record.